AUGGCCACCCCGCCGCCGCUGGCCCCGCACUCGCACGGCGGGAUCGGGGAUGGGAACGGGAAGAGAACCGCCUCCUCCGCUCCCCUCCCGCAGACGCCGCCUCCCUCGGCUCCCUAUAAAGCCGGGCGGCCGCCUCCCCGCGCUGCCCGCCCCCCGCACGCCCAGCCCGCGGCAGCCCCUGCCCGCCUCCGCCCGCGGCGCCGCCCGCCCGCCGCUCCCGCGGGGAGCCGGCCUCUCUCCCGCCUCCGCGGGCCGGCGAGCGCCUCCCGGCUGGCUGCGGGCUCGGUACUGUCGAUGGCGUGGACCCCGCGGCCCUCCAGUGCUCCUGGAGCAGCGCUCGUCUCCCACAGCCCUUCCCCUUCCUUCCCGAGGAGGAACAAAAAGCCUCUAGUGAGACAGCAUUCCACUUUGAUAAGUUUGGAAUGGGAUGCAGGAAACUCAAACCAGACCAAAACCUACAGGUAUGGAAACUGGGAAGAUUAUUUGCUGCCAGUUGAGACAUUUACUUUGAAAUAAUAAUGUACAGUCCACCAUGUUUAUGUAUUUUCAUUAUUCUCUUGGAGUAACCUUUAUUU
Molecule: messenger RNA, 575 nt
Organism: Prinia subflava (tawny-flanked prinia)
Lineage: Eukaryota; Metazoa; Chordata; Aves; Passeriformes; Cisticolidae
Exons: 2
Coding region: 1-516 (171 amino acids)
Source: RefSeq, a predicted model, not a curated record